GCUGGGCGGGGAGGGCCGGGCUGGCAGCCAUGGAGGACGCCGAUUACUUCGAGGGCAGCGCGGCCGAGUGGGGCAGCGAGGCGGACGGGGGCGCGCAAGAUGAUGAGGAUGGGGAGGGAGAGGAUGAUGCCGAAGUCCAGCAGGAGUGCCUGAAGAAAUUUUCAACCCCUGACUAUAUAAUGGAACCGUCUAUAUUUAACACGUUAAAGAGGUAUUUCCAAGCAGGAGGAUCUCCAGAGAAUGUUAUUCAGCUCCUCUCCGAAAACUACACUGCAGUGGCACAGACUGUCAAUUUGCUGGCCGAGUGGCUCAUUCAGACAGGUGUUGAGCCAAUGCAAGUUCAGGAGACUGUGGAGAACCACUUGAAGAGUUUACUGAUCAAGCACUUUGACCCUCGGAAAGCAGACUCCAUCUUCACAGAGGAAGGAGAGACUCCAGCCUGGCUUGAGCAAAUGAUAGCACAUACCACGUGGAGAGAUCUUUUUUACAAAUUGGCAGAAGCCCAUCCUGAUUGUUUAAUGCUUAAUUUUACUGUGAAGCUUAUAUCUGAUGCUGGGUAUCAAGGGGAAAUAACCAGUGUUUCAACAGCAUGUCAGCAACUAGAAGUAUUUUCCAGAGUCCUUCGUACAUCUCUGGCAACAAUUUUAGAUGGAGGAGAAGAAAACCUUGAGAAAAACCUCCCUGAGUUUGCUAAGAUGGUGUGCCAUGGAGAACACACGUACCUCUUUGCUCAGUCCAUGAUGUCCAUCCUGGCCCAGGAGGAGCAGGGCGGCUCCGCUGUGCGACGCAUCGCGCAGGAGGUUCAGCGCUACGCCCACGAGAAAGGCCACGAUGCCAGUCAGAUCACCUUAGCACUGGGCACUGCAGCCUCCUACCCACGAGCAUGCCAGGCUCUGGGGGCAAUGCUGUCCAAAGGAGCUCUGAAUCCAGCAGAUAUCACUGUCCUCUUCAAAAUGUUUACAAGCAUGGACCCACCUCCAGUAGAGCUGAUUCGAGUGCCUGCGUUUCUGGACCUCUUCAUGCAGUCCUUGUUUAAACCAGGUGCUAAGAUCAACCAGGAUCACAAACAUAAAUAUAUCCACAUACUGGCAUAUGCAGCUAGUGUUGUAGAGAUGUGGAAAAAGAACAAGAGAGUCAGCAUCAACAAGGAUGAACUCAAGUCGACCUCAAAAGCCAUUGAGACUGUUCACAAUCUGUGUUGCAAUGAGAACAAAGGGGCAUCAGAGCUGGUUGCAGAACUGAGCACUCUCUAUCAGUGCAUCAGGUUCCCAGUGGUGGCUAUGGGUGUGUUGAAAUGGGUGGAUUGGACAGUGUCAGAGCCACGCUACUUCCAGCUGCAGACUGAUCACACCCCAGUUCACCUGGCACUGCUGGAUGAGAUCAGUACAUGCCAUCAGCUGCUUCAUCCCCAAGUUCUGCAACUUCUUGUCAAGCUCUUUGAAACAGAACAUUCUCAGCUGGAUGUGAUGGAGCAGCUGGAGCUGAAGAAGACUCUCCUGGACAGGAUGGUUCACCUGCUGAGCCGAGGGUACGUCCUGCCUGUGGUCAGCUACAUCCGCAAGUGCCUGGAGAAGCUGGACACAGACAUCUCCCUCAUCAGAUACUUUGUGACAGAGGUGCUCGAUGUGAUUGCUCCUCCAUAUACCUCAGACUUUGUACAGCUUUUUCUUCCUAUUCUGGAGAAUGAAAGUAUUGCAGGCACGAUAAAAACAGAAGGUGAACAUGAUCCUGUCACAGAGUUCAUAGCUCAUUGCAAAUCUAACUUUAUUAUGAUGAACUGAGCAGUGGAAAACAUCAAGAAUGCAGCCAGAGUUUAUGAUCACUGCUUUGCCAUGCUCUCCACCAGUGAGGUUCUAUAAAUGGGCAAUGCAGCAGCAAAAAAACCCAAGAAAACCAACAACCCACAAACCUAAAACAAGGAGGAAAAGGCUGAAGGGCAUUUGCUUGACUUGCACGGUGACCUUGAAAUUCCUGUCAGAGAAGUGUUUGUGUUUCUUAUCAGAGAACUGUUAAUGUCAUUGGGAAAAGGGAGUGAUACCAAAGGAUAUAAAAUCAAUGCAAGAAACAAUUUAUUUGAAAGAAAAUUGUUUUGGUUACUUGCAGAAUUUGCCACUGAUUCUUUGUGUAAUAAAAACUGAAGAAGGGGUGUGGUAAUUCCUACUAAAAACACUUUGCAGAUAAUUCUUUGAAUUGGUCUUGACUGCUCUAGGCUUUGAUGUUGCAAGCUGUAAAAAAUAGGAAGUUGUGGAAUUUGCUUUAUGCUGCAGAGAAGCCCUAAUGUCUGUUCCUCCCCUUUGCAUUAUUAGAAUUCUUAAUACCCUAAGUGAAAACAAAACCCCUGUUUUGUGUAACACAAGAGUUGUAACAAUCAAGGUUAGUUUUGUAUUAAGAGAUGUAUUCUGUGUGAGUGUGUUACCUUUCAGAAUCUAUUUUUUGCUAAAUAGAUGCAUCAGAUGUUACUGGUAAGUUUCAUUACCAUGUCAUUACUGUCCCAAAAUAUGAAUAUGUUCUGAAAUUUCAUUACUGCUUGUUGUGCUUUUGUUUUUUAUACUUACUCUACUCUGUCCUGGCUGAUGCCAAACAGUGGGAGAUAGACCCAACAAUACAACUUACCUUUAAAUAAAGGUGUUUGUUCUUUUCCAGA
Catharus ustulatus (Swainson's thrush) is the source of this 2644-nucleotide messenger RNA. RefSeq names its product negative elongation factor complex member C/D (gene NELFCD). Gene Ontology annotation, molecular function: RNA binding. Gene Ontology annotation, biological process: negative regulation of transcription elongation by RNA polymerase II. The record is from RefSeq and is a predicted model, not a curated record. Lineage: Eukaryota; Metazoa; Chordata; Aves; Passeriformes; Turdidae. The coding region runs from base 30 to 1781 and encodes 583 amino acids. Gene Ontology annotation, cellular component: nucleus; NELF complex. The transcript has 15 exons.